CCAAGAGAUGUUUAACAUUCCCUGCCCAACACUAUCUUGAAGAAGUCUGGAAGGUGCUUUCACAGGCACACCAGGAGGGCUCUCCUGUUCUCUUUACAAAUGCAUUAGGUCACAGGUGAGAUGGCAGGCGCUGGGCCACGCAAGGGCAGGAAGGAUGACAAUGGCAUCGGCACAGCCAUCGACUUCGUGCUGUCCAACGCCCGGCUGGUGCUGGGCGUGGGCGGAGCAGCCAUGCUGGGCAUCGCCACGCUGGCCGUCAAGCGGAUGUACGACCGGGCAAUCAGUGCUCCCAGCAGCCCCACUCGCUUGAGCCAGUCGGGAAAGAGAAGCUGGGAAGAACCGAACUGGCUGGGCUCCUCCUCACGCUUGCUGAGCCAGGACAUGAGGACUAACAUCAGCCGCUCCCUGCAGACCCUUCCCACCGAUCCUUCGUCUGCAGACACAGACUUUUUCCGGCCCACAAAGCCCAAGCCAUCUGCCAAGAGGAGUCAAGUGGAGCUGAAAAAAUCCCGCCUCCGCCUGUCUCUGCAGGAGAAGCUCUUUGCUUACUACCGGCGGAAGGUGGCCAUCCCAGCGGAGGAGCAGGCCCGGGCCAAGCAGGCAGCUGUGGACAUCUGCGCUGAGCUGCGCAGCUUCCUACGUGCCAAGCUCCCGGACAUGCCCCUGCGUGACAUGUACCUCAGUGGCAGCCUUUAUGAUGAUCUGCAGGUAGUGACAGCUGAUCACAUCCAGCUCAUUGUGCCUCUGAUGCUGGAGCAGAACCUGUGGUCCUGCAUCCCCGGUGAGGACACUAUCAUGAACAUUCCUGGCUUCUACUUGGUGCGUCGGGAAAACCCAGAGUAUUUUCCCCGUGGGAGCAGCUACUGGGACCGCUGUGUGGUGGGAGGUUACCUCUCCCCCAAAGCCGUAGCAGACGCCUUUGAGAAGGUGGUAGCUGGCUCCAUUAACUGGCCAGCAAUUGGGUCUCUCUUGGAUUAUGUGAUCCGCCCAGCAGCUCCCCCCGCAGACUUGACGCUGGAAGUGCAGUAUGAUCCCGAACGGCAUCUUUUUAUUGACUUCCUGCCAUCCCUGACCCUGGGGGACAUCAUACUGGUGGCCAAACCCCAUCGCCUGGCCCAGAACGACAAUCUGUGGCGCCUGAGCCUGCGGCCAGCGGAGACGGCUCGCCUCCGGGCCCUGGACCAGGGUGAUUCUGGCUGCCGCUGCUUGUGCCUGAAGAUCUUGAAAGCAAUAUGCAAGUCAAACCCAGCCCUGGGUCACCUCACUGCCAGCCAGCUCACCAAUGUCAUCCUGCACCUAUCCCAAGAGGAGUCUGACUGGUCCCAGGACAUGCUGGCUGAUCGCUUCCUGCAGGCGCUGAAGGGGUUGAUCCGCUACUUGGAGGCAGGUGUCCUCCCUAGUGCUCUGAGCCCCAAGGUGAACUUGUUUUCAGAACUCACCCCUGAGGAAGUGGAUGAGUUGGGCUAUACCCUCUACAGCUCUCUGUCAGAGCCAGAGGUCUUGCUGCAGACAUAAUGGGGCCUUACCUAGGGAAGUGUUGAUAGGGCUUAGCCAAGGUGGACUUUGAUUACUGCGAAAUAUGUCUCCUCCACUUCUCUCUCUCUUUCUGUCUCCUUUUGGUUCAUUAUUAUUUCCUGCUCUGGAGCUGGUGCUCCCACUGAAUUUCUUGGUGCUACUGGUCCAUUUCCACCAUCUCUGCCCCGACAAAUACCCAUUGGCUAGGGAAAAGAGGCUAAAACUGCAGCUCUAAGAUCUUCACAUAAAUUCUGC
This is a messenger RNA of Dryobates pubescens (Downy woodpecker), 1770 nucleotides long. RefSeq names its product mitochondrial elongation factor 1 (gene MIEF1). Lineage: Eukaryota; Metazoa; Chordata; Aves; Piciformes; Picidae. Gene Ontology annotation, cellular component: mitochondrial outer membrane. The record is from RefSeq and is a predicted model, not a curated record. Bases 121 to 1515 code for a protein of 464 amino acids. Gene Ontology annotation, biological process: positive regulation of mitochondrial fission; mitochondrion organization. The transcript is spliced from 5 exons.